AUGGCCGCUACGCUACUAACGAUGAGCACUGGGCUUGCUCCAGGACAAGAUGAGUUUCUUACGCUUCUUAAACCAUCGCUGUCGGACACCUUCCAAGACGACCCCUCUCUAUUCUCCUUUGAUGUCAAGAAUUCUGAUUCGGAGAGAGGCUUAUCAAACGACUACAUCCAGGCUAAACUGGAAAUGGAUAAAUAUCUGACACCCCAACCCCCGGUUCUGCCCGAUUUGAAAAAAUCUCGGCGGGAGAGCGCCUCCGUGGUGGACCAGUUUUUCGGAGAGGACCAAGGCUCUCCCUACAGCAUCAACAUGAAUGUCUACUUGCCAGACAUUGCCUACCUGCGGACGGGCUUGUGCCGCCCCACCAGGUCCAGCAUUACGUGUCAGAUCAAAACCGAGCCGGCGGUCUCACCCUUCGCCCACCCGGAGUGCGCGGGCGCCUCCUCCUCCGCGCCCCCUGCGCUGCCAGAGUUCACCAGCGUCUUCAGCUCGGGCUCGGGUAACAGCCUGGACGCCUCCGAAACCAGCGGAGGUGUUUUUGUUAAACAGGAGCUGCCUUCCUUCGAUCUGCCCCAGGAUGGUCCUCUAUUCCAACUGCUCAACUCCGAGCUGGACAUGCCCCUCCCGGGUCACCAGGGUGACGGCCCGGACGCUCACCCUGCCCCCAUGCAGGCGCAAAUGCCCACCUUCCACGACCUGCACUUAGCGGCCCAGCAGACUGCAGCUAAGCCCUACUGCAGCAUGCAAGGUCAGGGGUACCAGCCUAUGCCCGGCCACUUUAUCCAGCACCAGGGCCAAUCCCAGCAGGUCAAAGCCCCUUACCUUCCCCCUUCACCCCCCAGCUCAGAGCCAGGUAGUCCGGACAGACAAAAGGAGCUCCUGCAGAACCUGACGCCCCCUCCGUCUUACGCCGCCAGUAUCGCCUCUAAAAUGGCGGCACAGGUGCCUUGUCACAAUGCGCCCGCCGCCGUGCGCCCGCCCGCUCCGGCCAUGCCCGUUCGCUACAACCGCAGGACAAACCCUGACCUUGAGAAGAGACGGAUACAUCACUGCGACUUCCCAGGUUGUAAGAAAGUCUACACUAAGUCGUCCCAUCUGAAAGCUCAUCUCAGGACGCAUACGGGUGAGAAGCCAUACAGGUGCACGUGGGAGGGCUGUGACUGGCGCUUCGCCCGUUCGGACGAGCUCACGCGUCACUUCAGGAAACACACGGGGGCCAAACCGUUCCAGUGCGCAGUCUGCAGCCGCAGCUUCUCCCGCUCUGACCACCUGGCCCUGCAUAUGAAGAGACAUCAGAAUUAA
Chanos chanos (milkfish) is the source of this 1299-nucleotide messenger RNA. It is a transcript of the gene klf5a, whose product is annotated as Kruppel like factor 5a. Bases 1 to 1299 code for a protein of 432 amino acids. Gene Ontology annotation, biological process: regulation of transcription by RNA polymerase II. Gene Ontology annotation, molecular function: DNA-binding transcription factor activity, RNA polymerase II-specific; RNA polymerase II cis-regulatory region sequence-specific DNA binding. The record is from RefSeq and is a predicted model, not a curated record. Lineage: Eukaryota; Metazoa; Chordata; Actinopteri; Gonorynchiformes; Chanidae. The transcript has 4 exons.